AUGCUGUCAACAAACGCUUUUGUUUCAUGGAUUCUUGUAUUGAGUUGUUUCAGGUUGCUGAAUUUUGCUGUGCCACAGGUGCCUAAAGAAGAAGUGGAUGUGCUGCAACAAAUUGUUACUGCAAUGGGUGCAAAAUUCUGGAAAUUUAAUGCCAAUUUAUGUGAUAUUGAACUGGUUGGCGUUACACAAAUUGCUCCAAGUGGAUCUGAGGGUUAUGUUGAUUGUGACUGCACCUAUGAAAACAACACCGUGUGCCAUGUGACAAAAAUUGUGCUAAAGAGUUAUAAUCUUCCAGGAAUUCUUUCGCCUGAAAUUGUGAAGCUUCCGUACCUCCGAGAUAUUGAUUUUGCUUACAACCUCCUCACCGGGACAAUACCAAUUGAAUGGGCUUCAACACAGUUGAAUUUUGUCUCUCUUCUUGUGAACCUGUUAUCAGGGAAAUUACCGGAGGAACUGGGAAACAUUACUACCCUCACGUACCUGAGCCUUGAAGUCAACCAAUUUUCAGGCUCUAUUCCUUCUGAACUUGGGAAGUUGAUAAACUUGAAGACUCUGGUAUUGUCCUCCAAUCAAUUUACCGGAAACUUGCCAACAUCUUUUUCGGAACUGAUAAACUUAGAUGACUUUAGGAUAAAUGAUAACAAUUUCAGUGGACCGAUACCUGAAUUUAUUCAGAACUGGAAACGGCUAACACAUUUAGAAAUGCAUGCGAGUGGAUUAGAGGGACCAAUUCCCUCGAGCAUAUCUUUUCUGACAAUGUUAACCGCCUUGAGAAUUAGUGACAUAAAAGGGCCAACUCAGGGAUUUCCUGUACUGCGGAGCACGACAAGCAUAGUAACACUGGUGUUAAGAAAUUGCAACAUUUCUGGAAAAAUUCCUGCAUAUGUAUGGAAAUUUCGGGUUCUACAGAUGUUGGAUGUGAGUUUCAAUAAGUUGGUGGGAAAUAUUCCAUAUGACAUCGCAAGAAAUCUGAAAGUUGUGUUUGUCACUGGAAAUAUGCUAAGUGGAAAUAUCCCAGAUGCACUCUUGAAGGAUGGAAGCAAUAUUGAUCUUUCCUACAACAAUUUCACAUUGAAAGGCCCUGACCAAUCGGCUUGUCAAUCAAACAUAAAUCAAAAUGUGAACCUGUUCAAAAGCUCUGCUACUGUAAAUCCACCACAACAAAUGCUUCCAUGUACAAGAAAUGUAGAUUGUCCCAGAUACAAAUGUUCUUUCCAUGUUAAUUGUGGUGGGGGCAAUUUGGAAAUCAAAGAAAGCAACAGAAAAGUUACUUAUGAAGGAGAUGUUGGAGGUGAUGCAAGAUUUUUAAGUGCCAGCAGUUAUUGGGGGUUUACUAGUUCUGGAGAGUUCAUGGACCUACCUAGCAACCAAAAUUCACGUUCUAUCAGAACCACGUCAACUGCAAACCUCUCUGAGUUAUAUUGUACUGCACGUCUCAGUCCUCUUUCGCUUACGUAUUACCAUUAUUGCUUGGAGAAUGGGAGUUAUAGCGUUAAUCUUCACUUUGCUGAAAUACUAUUCACAAAUGACAACACAUAUAACAAACUUGGAAAGCGGAUGUUUGACAUAUACAUCCAGGAAAAAUUAGUUUGGAAAGAUUUCAACAUUGAAGAUGAGGCUAGGGGAGCUCAAAGGCCCGUGACCAAACCUUUUAAUGUCACUGUAUCAGAUAAUACUUUGGAGAUCCGAUUUUACUGGGCGAGUAAAGGAACUACACGAAUUCCUAAUAAAGGAGAUUAUGGUUCCAUUAUAUCGGCUAUCUCUGUCAUUCCAAACUUCAAAAUUUGUUCAAAUGGAGGCAAGAAAAAUUUAACUGUUUAUGUAAGUGUUGGAGUUGUGGCCAUAUGCCUUAUUUUCUCAAUAUUUGGCUUCCUUUGGUGGAAGGGUUGUUUGAAAGGCAGAAAACGGAAAGAUUUUGAAGGUCUAGAAUUGCAAACAGUUUCUUUUACUUUGAAACAAAUAAAAGUGGCUACUAACAACUUCGAUCCUACAAACAAGAUUGGAGAAGGUGGUUUUGGUCCGGUGUACAAGGGUCAAUUAUCUGAUGGUACUGUUACUGCCGUAAAGCAGCUCUCCUCUAAAUCAAGGCAAGGAAAUCGUUCAGAGGAAAGUCAGUUGAUGCUGGACUGGCCAACGAGGCUUAAUGAAGAAGAAAAGACCCAUAUUAGCACCCAAGUUGCUGGAACAAUAGGUUAUAUGGCACCGGAAUAUGCACUAUGGGGACAUUUGACCGACAAAGCAGAUGUUUAUAGUUUUGGAGUCGUGCUUUUGGAAAUUGUCAGUGGCAAGAGCAACAACACAUACAUGCCAAGUAGUGAUUACACUUGCCUAUUGGAUAUGGCUUGUCACUUGCAAGAAACUAAUUGCAUAGACAAACUUCUCGACAAAAGGCUGGGUUCUCAGGUGAACCCAGAAGAAGUAGAAAGGACGGCAAAAGUGGCUGUUCUCUGCACAAAUUCAACUGCAUCUGUUAGGCCUACCAUGUCCGAGGUUGUCCAAAUGCUCGAAGGAAAUAUGGACAUUCCAGAUGCACCCAACGAAGGCAAUGAUGUGAGGUUCAAAACCAUAAAAGGCUUAAACCAAGAAUGGCAAAAUCGAAGUUCAAGUGGAAAUCAAACUCAGAAGUCUGCCAUUGUACAAACAGAUGCAGAAGUUUCUACUCAAUCACUGAAUCUUUUAAGUCCGAAUAGAGAACAAGGGAGUGGUUUUGAAGGACCCAUACCUUCUAGUAUUUCCAUCUUGAAAAAUUUAACUGAACUACGGAUUGGUGACUUGAAUGGAGGUGCUUCAGAGUUUCCACUGCUAAGAGACAUGAAAAGGAUGCAGAUGUUGAUGUUAAGGAGCUGUAAAUUGUCUGGAAACAUUCCUGGAGAUCUGAGCUUUAACAAGUUGAAAGGAGAUGUUGCAAAUCUUGAAGGCCUAUCAUAUCUAGAGAUCAUCCAAAUUGAUCUUUCUUACAAUAACUUCUACGAGAGUUCUGUGCCAUCAAGUUGUCGGGAAACUCUAAACUUGUUCAGAAGCUUUAGUAGAGGAAACAGUUUGGAAGCUACGGUUGGAAAUGCAAUUUUUGAAGCUGAUGAAGAAUCAGCGGGUUCAGAAAAAUUUGUUCACUCAAAAGAGAACUGGGGAUCUAGUAGUACAGGAUACUUUUUGGGCCGUAACAUAUCGAUAAAUGACUAUACAGCAAAUAAUGUGUCUGUGCUCAAAGUGAAUGACUCUGAACUCUAUACGAGUGCCCGUCUUUCUCCUUUAUCUCUCACUUAUUACCGGCAUUGCUUAGCAAAUGGAAACUACACUGUGACACUUCACUUUGCAGAGAUAAUUUUCAGAGAUAAUCGCUCUUUUCGGAGUCUUGGAAGACGGAUGUUUGAUGUGUAUAUCCAGGGUGAACGGAAAUUAAAUGAUUUUGAUAUUGAAAAAGAUGCAAAAGGAGUUGACAAAGUUGUAAAACAAAAAUUUAAAGCCAUGGUAAAGAAUAAAACUCUGGAGAUCCGAUUUCACUAUUCUGGGAAAGGAUCAACAACCGUCCCCAGUCGCGGUACAUAUGGCCCUUUGAUAUCUGCUAUAUCCGUGGAAUCUGAUUUUAAGCCUCCAUCAAAAGGCAAGAAGAAGAUUUUCAUUGCAACAGGAGCAGCGGCUUCGGCAUUUUUUCUUAUUCUCAUUAUUCUUUGUUUUUCUUGGUGGAAAGGGUACAUCGGAGGCAGGAUCUCAAGGGAACAAGAACUAAGAGGAUUAGAUUUGCGGACUAGGUUAUUCACUUUAGACAAAUCAAAGCUGCUACAAACAAUUUUGAUGCUGCAAACAAAAUUGGGGAAGGUGGUUUCGGAUCUGUCUACAAGUGGGUACAUGGCUCCUGAAUAUGCGAUGUGGGGUUACUUAACCUACAAAGCAGACGUGUACAGUUUUGGUGUUGUUGCACUAGAAAUUGUUGCUGGAAAGAACAACAUGAAAUAUUGUCCCAAUGACAAUUUCGUUUGCCUUCUUGAUUGGGCUAUGGUUUUACAAAACAAAGGGAGGUUUAUGGAGCUAGUUGAUCCGAGGUUGAGUUCUAAUUUCGAUAAAGAAGAGGCAGAAAGAAUGACAAAAGUUGCUCUAUUGUGCACUAAUCCAUCUCCGGCACUGAGGCCUACCAUGUCCACGGUAUGUGGCAUGCUUGAAGGUUAUAUAAAUGUUCAGGAGUUUAAAAUGGAUCCAAGCAUCUAUGAAGAUGAAUUAAAGUUUCAAUCACUCAGAGAGAAGUUUCAAGACAUUCGACUUAAUUCAAGUGAAACUCGGAACCUCAUUCAUACGGUCUGA
Molecule: messenger RNA, 4296 nt
Organism: Fraxinus pennsylvanica
Lineage: Eukaryota; Viridiplantae; Streptophyta; Magnoliopsida; Lamiales; Oleaceae
Source: the annotation of a GenBank genome assembly